Molecule: messenger RNA, 1132 nt
Organism: Rana temporaria (common frog)
Lineage: Eukaryota; Metazoa; Chordata; Amphibia; Anura; Ranidae
Product: nudix hydrolase 24, chloroplastic-like
Exons: 8
Coding region: 34-924 (296 amino acids)
Molecular function (GO): 8-oxo-dGDP phosphatase activity
Source: RefSeq, a predicted model, not a curated record
UCUCCUCUUCUCUGAUCUCCAGGAUCUGGAAAGAUGGCCGCCGCUUCCUGGUCACAUCGACUUCUCCACCUUCUCCAGAGCCUCAACAACCUCCAGAGGGGAGGGUGUCUGGCGUUCUGUGUCCAGGGUCGGAGGGUCGGUUGGGUGUGUCAGUCGGUGGCCCGGCUUCUCUCUCAGAACUUCGAUGUCUUCACACUGCAUGGAGACCCCGCUACCCACCUGGAGCUCAGUGACCACCUCCGCUCCCCCCAGGAGAGGACCCGGGCCGUACAGGAGGUGAUGGAGUCACUGCGACAUCAGGACACCUUCCCAUGUCUCCGGGAAUGGAGGGGUGAGCACUACGAUGUGAAUAGUCUCUUCUCUGACCCUCCCCUCCUCAGCAUGGAGCGGGCCGCAACACCUCUCCUCGGGGUCCCCCGGUACGGAGUCCAUGUGAAUGGCUAUUUGUACCGAGGUGGAGAAGUCUUCAUGUGGGUGGCUAAACGAGCUCUGACCAAGGCCACCUACCCGGGGAAGCUGGACCACCUGGCAGCGGGGGGGAUCUCUGCCGGUUCCGGAGUGUGGGAGACCCUCCUGAAGGAGUGCAAAGAAGAGGCCUGUAUCCCAGAAUCCAUUGCGGCCACAGCCAAACCCUGCGGGACGGUCAGCUAUGCCUAUGAGAAGGGGGAGGGGAUCUACCUGGAGUGUCAGUUUGUCUUUGAUCUGGAGGUUCCCGAGUCGUUCAAGCCCAGCGUGGGAGACGGAGAGGUGGAAGAGUUUUACUUGUGGCCAUUGGAGAAGGUGCGGGAAGCCAUCGCCACAGAGGAGUUUAAACCCAACUGUGCCCUGGUGGUCCUGGACUUCCUGCUGCGGAGAGGACACGUCCGGCCUGACACAGAGAAGUUCUACACCAGGUUUGUGGAAUUGCUGCACGCUCCACUCUGAUUGGAAGGAGAUAUCCCAGUCAUAAAACAAGAAGACGGUUCUCCGAAUUCAGGGAGCGGCAGAAGGAAAGGAGACGGUGGAAACUUCCAGGCCACACAAUCCGUUAUUACAGCAAUAGAGACGAUGAGAAGAAUCUUCUUAUAGACUUUCUAUAGGGGGCGCUAUGCAUGAGAUCUCCAGACCGCUAAAGUGACCGUCUGUCUUUUAA